AUGUUUUAGGUCAACAAAAGUCAGACGUGUCUGAGAACUACAUUUCCCAGGAUCCUCUGCGCGGCGAGGGCGGGACCGGCAGGGACUGAGGCUUUAUAAACAACAGAAACAGGUCAGCAGCUGCGUGUGAAUCAGAGAUACUGACGAGACACCGGCGAACUCUUACAGGACGUGAGCGAGUUAAAGGGAGACACUGUCGUGGUCACUGGCAGCGGGUGAACUCUCAGUUAGUGUGUGAGUGUGUUUGUGACUGUGUUUGUGUGUCUGUGUGUCUGUGUGUUUGUGAGUGUGUUUGUGACUGUGUGUGUGUGUGUAUGCAUACAUAAACAAAGCCGCUGCAGGACACUGACAGACUGACACUGUGCGCGCGCGCGUGCGCGUGUGUAUGUGUCUGAUUAUUAGGAGCAGACACAGUCAGAGUUAUGGCAAUUAAUAAGUCCCGGGUGGCUAUAGGGUUUAUAGUCGCCGGUGUGUUGGCCGUGGUCUUCGGGACCGUCCUCACGUUUGUGGGACCGUUAAUCAUCGACGACCAAAUAGUCAAGAACACGGUGAUUGACCCAAAUAAUGACAUGUCCUACACCAUGUGGAGGGACAUCCCCGUGCCCUUCUUCAUGUCUGUCUACUUUUUCAACAUCCUCAACCCUCAGGAGUUACUGAAAGGAGAAAAACCAAUGGUGGAGCAGCGAGGACCUUAUGUGUACAGAAAACGCUGUCAGAAAGACAACAUCACGUUUCAUGCCAAUGAUACCGUGUCGUACCUAGAAUACAGAUCGUAUUUCUUCGAGCCUUCCAUGUCGGCAGGGAAUGAGUCUGAUGUUGUGACGAUACCUAACAUGUUGGUGCUGGGUGCAGCGAUAAUGAUGGAAAACCAGCCGUACCUCGUACGCUUAAUGAUCAGCGCCACGUUCAAAAAAUUCAAGGAGGGGCCCUUUCUGACCAAGAGUGUUGGGGAGCUGAUGUGGGGCUAUGACAGUGAACUGGUGGAGUUCCUGAAUAGUUACUUUCCUGGCAUGCUGCCCUCAACGGGAAAGUUUGGCCUUUUUGCUGAAUUCAACAACUCCAACACUGGUCUGUUCACCAUCUUCACCGGGCAGAACGACAUCAGGAAGGCUCAUAAAGUAGAUUCAUGGAAUGGCCUGACAGAGCUGAACUACUGGAGAACUCCCCAGUGUAACAUGAUCAAUGGUACAGCUGGGCAGUUGUGGCCUCCUUUUAUGACAAAAGAAUCAACUCUGCCUUUUUACAGCCCUGACGCAUGCAGAUCUAUGGAGCUUGUUUACCAGCGCCCCGGAGUGAUGAAGGGUAUUCCACUAUAUCGUUUUGUUGCACCCAAGACCUUGUUUGCCAAUGGGACAGAUUAUGCCCCCAAUGAAGGUUUCUGCCCCUGCAGACAGUCCGGUCUGCUGAAUGUCAGCAGCUGUCGCCACAACUCUCCAGUCUUUAUCUCUCAUCCUCAUUUCUACAACGCUGAUCCUGUGCUGCUGGACUACGUGCAGGGCCUCAGUCCAAAUGAGGAUGAGCAUGGCCUCUUCAUCGACAUUCACCCACAAACGGGUGUCCCUCUCAACGUGUCCAUCCGUCUGCAGCUCAACCUCUACAUGAAGAAAGUGUCAGGAAUUACAGAAACUAGCAAGAUUUCUGAGGUGGUGAUGCCCAUGAUCUGGUUUGAAGAGAGUGGUUAUAUAGACGGACCUAUCCUCACCACAUUCCACACAAACCUGGUUAUUCUGCCUGCUGUGAUGGAGUACAUGCAGUACGGGUUCAUAGCGCUUGGUCUGCUGACGAUAAUAAUUGCCUUCCUUGUGCACCAUCGAGCCAGGAGAAGUAAACCUGGAGCUGCAUCAGCGAGCACUACAACAGAAGAGAGAGACCCUCUACUACAAGAAGAACUUGAUUGACACUCCUGCACGAGUGAACGUGCAAACAUACAUGAACCUGACACUGUGAAUUCUCUGAAGGCAAUCGUCAUCAUUCCAUUCUCCGUGGCAGGGUGCCCCAUAUGAUCUAUAUGCUAAUGAGAAUGUUGCGUAUAGAUAUAGAUGAACGUGUGUUGUCGUCUUUUUUUUAACUUGACUAAUGUUGAUGAAACUCAGCCGGAGACUGAGGUUGAGAAGUUCACACAGAAGAUGCUUCUGCUACUGUUUCUACAAAGGACUAAGCCAAAAAAACACUGUUGUAGUUUGUUCACGUCAUCAGGAGCAAUAAUAGUCAUCACUGAUUUUUAUUUUCUUACCUCGCCAUGUUAAAGAGAUGUUUCUGUGUUAAAGGCACAAACCGACCAAGAAAUGAUGGAAUCUUUGUCUGAUGGAGGUAAAUGACAAUGUGCUACUGUCCUCUGUGAACGUGUGAAUGUUAUUUCAUGACGAUGUGAAUAAUGCCAUUAAUGUGACUGAGAAUCAACGUGCCUUUGUAAAAAAAAAAAUUUAUGUAUUAAAUAACUGAUGUUCAAAAA
Solea senegalensis (Senegalese sole) is the source of this 2452-nucleotide messenger RNA. Its product is annotated as scavenger receptor class B member 1-like. Gene Ontology annotation, molecular function: lipid binding; scavenger receptor activity; low-density lipoprotein particle binding. The record is from RefSeq and is a predicted model, not a curated record. The transcript has 12 exons. Bases 423 to 1898 code for a protein of 491 amino acids. NCBI's taxonomy places the organism in Eukaryota, Metazoa, Chordata, Actinopteri, Pleuronectiformes, Soleidae. Gene Ontology annotation, cellular component: cytoplasm; caveola. Gene Ontology annotation, biological process: plasma lipoprotein particle clearance; cholesterol efflux; recognition of apoptotic cell.